Molecule: messenger RNA, 987 nt
Organism: Ordospora colligata OC4
Lineage: Eukaryota; Fungi; Microsporidia; Ordosporidae
Product: glyceraldehyde-3-phosphate dehydrogenase
Exons: 1
Coding region: 1-987 (328 amino acids)
Biological process (GO): glucose metabolic process
Molecular function (GO): oxidoreductase activity, acting on the aldehyde or oxo group of donors, NAD or NADP as acceptor; NAD binding; NADP binding
Source: RefSeq, a predicted model, not a curated record
AUGAAGGUUGGGAUAAAUGGAUUCGGAAGAAUCGGGAAGCUAGUUUAUAGGAUUCUGAACGAGAGAGGAAUGCAUGUGGAGGUGGUCAAUGAUCCGUUUGUUACGCCUGAGUAUGCAGAGUAUCUUUUAAAGUACGACACUGUGUUUGGGAGGAGGAGUGAGUAUAAGCUUAAGGAUGGCAGGAUGUGGAGUGGCGAAAAAGCAACAGUUCUAACAAGCUUUAAAAGGCCUGAUGAGAUACCAUGGAGCAAGUAUGGAGUGGAUGUGGUUGUGGAAGCAAGCGGUGUGUUUACAACAGUCAGUGAGUGUGAGGGGCAUAGAGAUGUUGCAGCAGUGCUGAUAACUGCGCCAAGCAAGGAUGCGCCUAUGUUUGUGUAUGGAGUUAACCAUCAUGAUUAUAGCAUGCAAAGGAUUAUCAGCAAUGCAAGCUGCACAACAAAUUGCCUGGCGCCAUUGGCCAAGGUACUGGAUGACAACUUUGGAAUUGUUGAAGGACUGAUGACUACUGUGCAUGCAGUCACAGCAACACAGAACAUAGUUGAUGGAAUGGGCAAGUGCCGUAGAAGCGGGAGGUCUGGAAUGAGCAACAUCAUUCCUUCAAGCACAGGGGCUGCAACGUCUGUUGGAAAGGUUAUUCCAUCACUGGCAAGCAAGCUGAAUGGAAUGGCAAUGAGAGUCCCGGUAUCGAAUGUAAGUGUGGUUGAUUUAGUGUGCAGAACACAGAGAGAGGCAACAAUUGAGCAGAUAGCUGAUGCCGUGGGCAGGUACUCUAUGGAAAACAACGGAAUCAUGGGAACAACAAGAGACUGUGUUGUAAGCAGUGACUUCAUUGAGGACUCAAGAAGCUCUGUAUUUGAUGUUGGCGCAAGCAUGGCAAUGGGAACCAACUUUUUCAAGCUUAUAUGCUGGUAUGACAAUGAAUAUGGAUAUUCAUGCAGAGUGUGCGACCUGUUGCAAUAUGUCUAUAUGAGACAAACACAGAAAUAA